Messenger RNA from Apiotrichum porosum, 345 nucleotides. RefSeq lists its product as uncharacterized. NCBI's taxonomy places the organism in Eukaryota, Fungi, Basidiomycota, Tremellomycetes, Trichosporonales, Trichosporonaceae. Bases 1 to 345 code for a protein of 114 amino acids. The transcript has 4 exons. The record is from RefSeq and is a predicted model, not a curated record.
AUGGGGGGCCAGCCUAAGGUCAGGUGGUGCGCUGAACGAUUGAACCAAUCCGAACCCGCACUUUCUUACCAAAGGUCCGCCCAGGAAUCACCGCCACACACAGGUAGAUCGUCCAUGCAAUCCACUCUCCGUCCUGGCGUCCUUUGCUCGCCUGCACACAACGGAGGUUCCUCCUCUAACACCUCCAUCUCUAUCAAUCAACAAUGGGCGGCGGCUCGCACUACCCUUACCCUAAGGAGGUCUGGUCCCCUAGUGGUGGGUGUCUUGAACGAUGGUUGCGAGCAAUCGAGAGCGUCGGGCUUGUCGGCGAGCGCGCGCGAGUUGGAGCGGGAGCGACAGCGGUGA